AUGUCUGACACCGAAGCGUGGCCUCCCGCCCAAGGUCUCACGACCAAGAUCGUCCCACGCGAGAAUGCCAUCCUCCAACUACCCUACUCAACCACCAUCCACGCACCAGCCCAACUCGUCUUCGACACCAUUCUCAACCUCGCCGACUACCCCAAAUGGAACACCUGGAUCCCCUCUGGCCGCAUCCUCACACAACCCGACUCAGUCGACGCCUCUGACUCCAGUCGCAUGCACAUUGGCACCACCAUGGUCUUCAACGUCAUCAUGAACGCGUCCAAGCCGACUAGCAUCACAGAAACUUCGCUCAAAGUCGUAGACAUCAGCACGCCCUCCGCACCCAGCGACUACCUCCCACCCGCGCUGCUCGCCGACCCCUCAUUCACCGCCGACGCGAGUAAAGUGUACCGCGUCAGCUGGACGGGCCACGGCGGCAUGGACUCUUGGGGCGUAAUGAGGUUGGAGCGGGUGCAGGAGGUUAUUGUAAAGGGAGAGGAGGAGUGCGAGGUUAGGAGUUGGGAGAUUAUGGGGGGUGUUAUGGCGAGGGUUGUUAAGUUGGCGGUUGGGGGUACGUUGGUGGAGAAGACGAGGCUUUGGUGUGAGGAUUUGAAGGGGUUUUGUGAGAGGGUUCAUCGGGAAGGGAGGGGGGUGUGA
Molecule: messenger RNA, 651 nt
Organism: Pyrenophora tritici-repentis Pt-1C-BFP
Lineage: Eukaryota; Fungi; Ascomycota; Dothideomycetes; Pleosporales; Pleosporaceae
Source: RefSeq, a predicted model, not a curated record